UGUUGGUAUCGGACGUGCAGAUUGAUGGACAAGAGGAAACACAAUCACAGCAGCAGGCAAGAAUGUCUGCGUCCUCUGCCACACGGGAGCUAGACGAGCUGAUGGCGUCCUUGUCAGACUUCAAAGUCCAAAGCAAUUCUGGCUCUCAAGUGUCAAUGAACCAGGAAGUGGUUGACCCCUCAUAUCCUGCCAGCUCACCAAUCAUAACCCUCGACACUCAGCCCUCGAUUCCUCACGUUGACUCUUCUGUGGAUGUCGAUCCCCUAUCUAGUUCCACCACACCCUCUUGUACUCCUCUUCCACUGGAACUCCACAUAGACGAAGACGGCUGUUCAACCCCGACCUUUACCGCUAGCUCCACUGUCACGGUUAUAUCGUCUAAAAAACAAGGCGGUGGCAUUGUCACCUCUGAAAUUGCUCGUUUGGAGAGCUUGAGUGUUGCGAGUAGCCCAAAGCAACCCGUCGGAAGUGAAGUCGGUAGCUCAUCCGGUCCAUCAGUCACUGAAGCCUCCACUAGUAAAGUCUCAAGUUUACUGGGAUCCAAUUCAAGUAGUUUCAAUUCAGAUCCCGCUUCCUCGAAAUCCCAUACCAAGUUCACUUAGUUUGGCCAGUCCUAAUCCGAGUCUUAGCCCCACCCCGAAAGAUGACAGUCCAGCACCUGCACACCUUAGCCAAGAUAGUAUAGCCCAACAGGAUCAAUGUGCAGUCACACCAACAACUCCAGAAUCGUUGCCAAUGUCUUCUAGCCUAGUAACCGCUCCAAAACUCUCAGGUCAGAUUUCAAGUAGUGUUCCCAAGAGUCCGGUGUUAAUUCCAAAGCUCGCAUGUCCCUCUAGCACACAAACUGAUUCACAGCCAGUAACACGUUCAAAGAUUUCAAGUCCAGCAACGAUUCGAAAAAGUGAAGGCACAACUCCAAAGAGUCCCGCUUUGGUCAUCAAAAAGACCUACACGGUUGCAGACACGAGUAUUAGUCCCAGACAUUCACCGGUUUCACCUUCUGCUGUACCGUCAACUAGCCCGCCGUCUUCCCCUCCAACCAAAAAUGAAAUCCUGAACUUAACAUGGCCCUGCCGGGAGCCUGAGUUGGAUAAUGCCUUGGAUCAACUUUUAGCACCCGACUUCACUCAAGCGGAUGAAAACCAAGCAUUCGGGUCUCUGGAGUACAGACCAUGGGACGAAGACUAUGGCACAUACCCAGAUGUGAGCCGAGAGGGGACCCUGACACCCACGACCGAAGCCAGUUGGAUUGAUGAGUGUUUCACCCCCUCCACCUGCCCGGGGACACCGGAUGCAACGCUGGAUCUGCCGACACAGCAGCCAUCUGCCAUUGAGCGCUUAUCAGCUUCUGGCCAACUCAAGUCGGUUAUACGUCGCACAAAAGAGACCCCCAACGUGCAUCCCAUGUACAAGGACGGAGUAGUGCGGCGUAAAAUGGGACCGGUUAUCGUGAAUAAGAGUCAGUCGCAAGAUCGGCUCAUUGAGGAGCUCCAGGGGAAACUGGGAAUCGGCCGCCUGGAACGUCGGCGUAAACGGCAGCCGGACGACUGGCUGACGGAAGGCGUCAUCGUGAUGUCAAACCCGCAGCGAAUACGUGAGGAAAGGGCCCUGCCGCCUGUGGAUAAGAUCAUCAUCCCUCCUGAGUCUCCUGUCCCCCAGAGAAAAGUCCUCUCCCCUCUGAAGUCCCCGCCAGCCCCCAAAAAGAUUCCCCCUGUAAAACAGACACCACCGCCACUACCGCUCCCUCCGCUCCCUCCGCCCCCUCCGACGCCUCCGCGCCCCCGGGACCCUAGCCCACCACCUCCCAAGGAGCCAAUUCCUCCCCCAAGGGAGCCCACACCACCCCCUGUGCAGCUCCCUCCGUCACCAAGCCCCCCACCCAAGCCCAUGACACCACCUCCUCCCCCCAAGGUCUUUGUAUCGGUGUCCUGUCAGACUGACUAUGACGCCGUCUUCCCACCUAUGCAGAUCCAGUCUCAGGGAAAGACGUCCCCAACCGGACCAGCCAAGCCCGCCAAUAAACUGGACAACAUGCUGGGGAGCCUGCAAUCGGAUCUGAACAGACUGGGAGUCCAGACUGUGGCUAAAGGCGUCUGUGGUGCCUGCAAGAAACCUAUAGUUGGACAGGUGGUGACUGCCAUGGGAAGAACGUGGCACCCCGAGCACUUUGUGUGCACCCACUGCCAGGAUGAGAUAGGCUCCAGGAACUUCUUUGAGCGCGAGGGACAACCUUACUGCGAGAAAGACUACCACAGUCUCUUCUCACCGCGAUGCCACUACUGCAACGGGCCCAUACUGGAUAAAGUGGUGACUGCUUUGGACAAGACUUGGCAUCCCGAGCACUUUUUCUGUGCCCAAUGUGGAGCCUUCUUUGGACCAGAAGGGUUUCACGAGAAGGACGGAAAGGCCUUCUGCAGGAAGGACUACUUUGACACGUUUGCUCCGAAAUGUGGAGGCUGUGCCCGGGCCAUUUUGGACAACUACAUCUCAGCACUCAACUCACUCUGGCAUCCCGAAUGCUUUGUCUGCAGGGAGUGCUUCACGCCGUUCAUAAACGGCAGCUUCUUCGACCACGAGGGUCAGCCGUACUGCGAGGCGCACUACCACGAGCAGCGCGGCUCGCUGUGCUCGGGCUGCCUGAAGGCCAUCACGGGCCGCUGCAUCACAGCAAUGGGCAAGAAAUUUCACCCGGAACAUUUUGCGUGUGCCUUCUGCCUCAAGCAGCUCAACAAGGGCACCUUCAAGGAGCAGAAUGAUAAGCCCUACUGCCACGGUUGCUUUAUUAAACUUUUCAGCUAGACUGCGCACAUUCCCUUGCUGGUCUAAAGGCACACGGUUUUUCCGUACCACUGCGACGGGGUCUGUCACUUUUGACACCUAAGGGAUUGAUUUUCUUGCCUGUCCCAAAACUCUCAGGCUUUUGCUUAUGGUGUUUUAUCAGCCAGCCCAAAGAGAUUUUUUUUAAGUAUUAAUCCUGUCAAGCAACAAAAGAACACAAAUGAUCUCUUAUGUGAAUUUCUGUACAGUAGAUUUGAAGCCACACACUCCGCCUGUGUUCAAAUAGUCUUGAAGGUUUGAGUCAGCUGUUUGACUGAAUGGAGCGCAGAAAUCAGUUUAGGCAUUGGUGUGGCCAAUUAGUGUGAACAAUAUUCACAAACCUCCAAGCAGUUGUUGUCUUUGUGCUCUCCAAGCAGAUCUCUUGAUGAGACUCUCACAAUUGUCGCAUAGUGAAUUUUACAAUGUAGUGUGGCUUUUAUUUUUCUACUCUCCACUUACUGUACGUAUAUCGAAGAAAAAGAUCAGAUCUUGACUGGCUCCAGGUGCUUAGGUACCUUUUUACCCUAUCGAAUCUUUCUAUUCUGCCGUUCAAGUAGAAAUAGGCACGCUUAGUGAUGUUUGACUUUUGGUGCAUUUUGUAAAAAAACAAAACAAAUGCAGAUAUUUUAAAUCUGUAUUCAUGCACAAUUUAUGGAAUUACAACUAAUGGACAAAUAAUGCAUCAGUUCAUUUGUUCCUAUUUUUACAAUUGUGAAUUUCUCACUGUAUUGAAUACAAAAACAAAAAUGGUAUGCUAGCGCAUGCUACUGUCAUUUACAUCGUUUUAUAAGCACUAAUGGCCAGCUGGCUUCACAAUCUGAAUCGACAGUAAAUUUAUAUCCUCUCGACCAUUUGACAAAACUGUGUUUUGUUGAUGUUUUGAUGAAAAUCUAUAUUUGUAAGUCACAUUGCUGUGGCGAGAGCUGGCUCUACUGGCAUGCAGGCUGGCGGUAGUCCAGCCUGUUCUCUGCCAUGCGCACACUUUUACCAGCCUGUGGUAAACCACAAAAGUCAAUCUAUGAUGUUGCUUCAAUUGCCAAAUGGUAGCAGUUUAUUGUGAGCCUCAUGUAUUCAGACAUGCCUUUGUUUGACUCAAGAUGCCGCUUGCUUGUUUUUCCCCCCUCAUUGAGUAUGCAAGGUGUUUCAUAUGUUUUCUUAUUGUAAGGUGGAGGAUGCAACGUGCCAAAUAUGUCAAUGCAAUAUGGUCGAAUACACUGUGUGGUCUUUCCUGUGAGUUGAGCCUUUCUGGUGUGAAUUCAAGAAGACUUUUGUCUGCUGUGCUGCAUCAACUUUCUAAACGUGCACAAGCACACUGUAGUAGGAGAUCAGCAAAGGAGAGAAAUAUGGGAAAGACCCUCUGAGCAUUUGAGCUGACGGUGACUGUACACAUCCUGCUGAUUUAAAAGUUCACAGCUUUUGGAAUUGUGUUUUCUCUUGGCCUGUUUGCAUACAAAUACUCACAGGAAUUGAUUUUUAUUUUUCUCAAAGUUACCUCUUAGUUUCUGCCUGUCAAGGAAGACAAACCUUCCUUUUUUAAGUGAGAUAAAACAAUAUAUCAAAGAGAUUUUGUGAUCUUUUGGAAUUUUAUUUUCUAAGGAGCUUUGGCUUGCUUGGGUGCUAUGUAAGUUUAUGAUUACAAAUUGACUGAUCCAACCAACUCAAAUAAAAUCUGCUGUUUAUUUCUAGCAAA
This is a messenger RNA of Syngnathus acus (greater pipefish), 4507 nucleotides long. RefSeq names its product paxillin-like. Gene Ontology annotation, biological process: transforming growth factor beta receptor signaling pathway; endothelial cell migration; substrate adhesion-dependent cell spreading. The transcript is spliced from 9 exons. The coding region runs from base 736 to 2799 and encodes 687 amino acids. The record is from RefSeq and is a predicted model, not a curated record. Lineage: Eukaryota; Metazoa; Chordata; Actinopteri; Syngnathiformes; Syngnathidae.